Molecule: messenger RNA, 2500 nt
Organism: Nicotiana tabacum (common tobacco)
Lineage: Eukaryota; Viridiplantae; Streptophyta; Magnoliopsida; Solanales; Solanaceae
Source: RefSeq, a predicted model, not a curated record
CAAAGAUGCUCCUCUAGUUCCCCAAUCCCACUACUCUCUCUGUCUUCACUCUUCACUCUCUUUUCUGUUUCCUUUAACUUUCCCGCUCUCUCCUCUUUUCCUCCACAUUUUCUUUCUUUUACUCUCUCUCCCUCUCUCAUAUGUUUGUGUGUUCUUUUUCCACCUGUCUGAAUUUCUUAUUCUUCUCGAAAAUCAUUUGGGUUGGAAUUUACCUUAAAAUUUGAUGGGUUUGACGAAAAUAAGGAGAGAUGAAUAACAGAUUCCGGCCACCUAUGCAACCCAAAAAAGUUCCUAAUUUGCAUCCUCAAUAUGAGAAAAAGAUGGAAAUGCAGCAAACCAAAUUCUUGUCUGCGGACAAGUCCAGAGUCAAUCGGCGUCAAGCAGCAAGAGACAGAAAAUUAGCCUUACUUCAAGAUGUUGAUAAGCUAAAGAAGAAGCUGAGGCAUGAAGAAAAUGUUCACAGAGCUUUGGAGAGGGCUUUUUACAGACCUUUAGGAACUCUACCGCGCCUUCCUCCCUAUCUUCCCAAAUAUACUCUAGAGCUUCUUGCUGAGGUAGCUGUUUUGGAAGAAGAGGUGGUCCGGCUUGAGGUACAGGUUGUUAAUUAUAGACAAGGUCUCUAUCAAGAAGCAGUUUCCACAUGCUCAAGGAGAAAUGCUGACGACAACCAUUUGCCUGAUUCAUGCCCUCAGUUGCCGGGUAAAGGUCCUAAACAAAGGCAUUCAAGAUCAUUAUCCUUGAGCGAAGUCAACCUUGGGUCAUGCGUAUCACGGCCUUCUCCUUCUCUAGAUAGGAGUGCUUCAAGUAGAAAGUUGUAUUUAAAAGAAUCAGUCUUUGAUAGCUCGAGGAUUUGCUCUGAUAACACAUCAAAUAGCAGACAAGCUGUUAUUAAGAAUUGCAAUGACUCAUUGGAAGAUAGCCUAGGAAAAGAGAAUCACUCGUCUGAUACUUAUACUAAACAUAAGCCAUCUCCACAAAAGCAAGUCAACACGAUUAAGACCUUAUCAAAAAGGCCUCCAGUCAAACCUGAAUCGGUAAGUAAAAUAGCAGAUGUUCAGUGCAGAGUUGUAGAAGAGACACAAGAGAGCUGUUUAGCUUCUUUAGAUGAGAGGGAAUUGGAAGCUGAAACCACAGAAAACAAAAUCUCUGAAGACAUUAUAAAGUGCUUGUCUAGCAUCUUAUUAAGGUUGAGUACAUCUAAAGGGAAGAUAGCAAAUCCAGAAUCUUUUUGCUCUUUAGGAGCAAAAGUUUUCAAUGAAAGCAACGGAGAAAGAGAGUUACAAGAUCCGUACUCCAUCUGUUCAGAACUCAGGAAGCAAGAUAUUGGCAGAUACAGAUAUAUACUUAACAUAGAUGCUAACUCUGUUAAUCUGAACCGGAAAAUGAAUGCUUCGUUUCUGAUUCACAGGCUUAAGAUACUCCUCGGCAAGCUAUCAUCUGUGAAAUUAGAGGGUUUGAGCCAUCAGCAGAAGCUCGCUUUCUGGAUAAACACAUACAAUUCCUGUGUGAUGAAUGCAUUUCUAGAGCUUGGGAUUCCAGAGACCGCUGAACAAGUUGUCUCACUAAUGCAAAAGGCAACAAUUAAUGUGGGAGGGCAUUUGCUAAAUGCAAUCAUGAUAGAGCACUUCAUCUUGAGGCUUCCAUACCACUUAAAAUAUACCUGUUCAAAGUCAAUGAAAGACAACGAGCUGAAGGUUCGCAGUGUUUUUGGCUUGGAGUGGUCCGAACCUCUUGUCACAUUUGCACUCUCCUGUGGAAGUUGGUCCUCCCCUGCAGUGAGGGUGUAUACUGCAUCUCAAGUAGAGACGCAGUUGGAAGCAGCAAAAAGAGACUAUUUACAAGCAGCAGUUGGUAUUUCAGCAACAAAUAAGCUCAUAAUCCCAAAGUUGUUGGACUGGUAUCUUCUUGAUUUUGCCAAAGACUUGGAUGCAUUGCUAGAUUGGGUGUGCCUCCAGCUGCCAGAUGAACUUAGAAAUGAAACUAUUAAAUGCCUCGAAAGACGAGGAAGAGAGCCUCUUUCACAAUUAGUACAAGUAACGCCUUACAAUUUCAGCUUCAGGUACCUUAUACACCAAUAAAGUGAAAACAAUUACUAGCACACGACAGAGUACACGUAUAUGAGAAGCAUACAGAUUCAGACUGAAGUGGUUUUGGACAUAGUAAUGGUCAUUGAUAUUGUUCCAGAUACCAGUAUAGAAUGUAGGAAAUUCAAAAUUACACAAUUCUUUGUAUCCCCUGGAGAGUAAUAAGCUCAACGAGAUCAUACUGUCAAGAAUCUAAAUAAAAAUGUUGUGUUACUGAAACAGGAUGUGGAAUCAGAGUAUAUUAAAAGUGUAGCGUUAAAUUCUGAGUACUCAAGGUGGUUUAUGUUCGACUACAUUUUUCAGGCACUGCCGUUGUACAUUACUGUCUCAAUUCGUUUGACAGUAUGAAUAUUUGGAGUCAAUUUUUUCUUUGAUUACAAUUUGCCACACACUUUAUACUACAAAAAUUAGUGAUC